GGCUCGGGGCGGGCGGCGAUGGCGGCGCGCGCCCCCUCGCCUUGAGGCCUCGGGCGGGCGGGCGGAGCGCUGGGCCCGGGCCCGCCGCCGCCGCCGCCACCGCCCGCUGAGGGAAGGCCGCUCGGCUCCCGGCUCCGCGCCGCUUCCCGCAGCGCCUCUCCCCCGCCUCCCCCCGCGCGGGGGGCGAUGGCGGCGGGGCCCGGCGGCGGGGCGGCGGGGGGAGCGGGGUGGCGGCUGCCGGGGCGGGUGCUGGAGCUGGUGUUCUCCUACCUGGAGCUGCGCGAGCUGCGGAGCUGCGCGCUGGUGUGCAAGCUGUGGCACCACGUCCUGCACGGCGACGAGAACAGCGAGGUGUGGCGCAGCCUGGCCGCGCGCUGCCUGGCCGAGGAGGCGCUGCGCACCGACAUCCUCUGCAACGUGCCCACCUACAAGGGCAAGGUCCGUGCCUUCCACCACGCCUUCAGCACCAACGACUGCUCCCGGAACGUCUACAUCAAGAAGAACGGCUUCACGCUGCACCGCAACCCCAUCGCCCAGAGCACCGACGGCGCCAGGACCAAGAUCGGCUUCAGCGAGGGCCGCCACGCCUGGGAGGUGUGGUGGGAAGGGCCGCUGGGCACCGUGGCCGUCAUCGGCAUCGCCACGAAGCGGGCGGCCAUGCAGUGCCAGGGCUACGUGGCCCUGCUGGGCAGCGACGACCAGAGCUGGGGCUGGAACCUGGUGGACAAUAACUUGCUGCACAACGGGGAGGUCAACGGCAGCUUCCCGCAGUGCAACAACGCGCCCAAGUACCAGAUAGGCGAAAGGAUUCGAGUUAUCCUGGACAUGGAAGACAAAACGUUAGCGUUUGAGAGGGGCUAUGAGUUCUUGGGAGUUGCGUUCAGAGGACUGCCCAAAGUUUGCCUGUAUCCGGCAGUGUCCGCCGUGUACGGUAACACAGAAGUGACUUUGGUCUACCUGGGAAAGCCUUUGGAUGGAUGACGGAUGGUUUCGCUGGGACGUCACGAUGUGGAUGACUGGGAGGAGAAAUCUGCAUGUUGGUUAGAGGGAAACAUGUAUUAGAGACAAAAAUAAGUGUGGGUGUGUGUCCAAGAGCCGUCGAGGAAACCAUAGAGAAUUUGGAAGCGGAGGACCAGCCAUACUUCAGGAAUUACUGCAUUUCCUCUUUCUACCAGGCCAGAAAAAUCCUCAGGGUCGCAGUUGGUUGAGUGGGAAGCUGACACAUGCAUGUUGCAACAGAUUUCAUUGCUAGGAUGGCGGUGCGUGACCUCAGAUAUUUAAGGAAGGAUUUGAUAGAAAACUGCUUGAGGAAAUUAACCCGAGGUUUGUAAGUAGUGUGUUUUGUGAAAGACUCCCAUUUUAAAACUGCUUGUUCCUCCCCUCCCCUUCCCUCCUCGGGGCCGACGUGGGCACCGGGGAGAGCGAGUCUGGUUGGGUUUUAUUUACAGUUUUUAAUGUACCGAGAAGGGCGGUCUGUCCGGGCUGCCCUCCUCUGGUAUAACCAUAUCAAAUGUGUGCAGCUAUUUUUAAGUGUAUUUUAAGAAUUGUAUAUAUGGGACACGUCGAAAAGAACAGUUCAAUCAAAAGAAAGGGUUUGCUUUAUUCUAACUGGGACGUGAUUUCUCGAAGGGGCUUCAGGAAAACUUUGGAGACAGGUAAAUAACAGUCACGUCAGUGUGCUGCUUCUGUUGUGUUGUAGAGCAUUUGGGAAUGCCCUCGUGGAGUACGGUGCUGCGUGGAUUCAUUUUCUGUGUGGCUGAAGGCUUCCGUGGCUUCAGCAAUAGUUCUGUCCUCAGUAGGAAACACAACCAAAAUUGCCCUGGAAGUUUUGUUUUUCCAUACUUUGUGGCCCACCUUUAAGAAAGGAAGCUGCAGCACGGUGCUGAGCUCGUCUUCAUUUCCACAGCAAAAAAUACAAGGUUUUAAUGGCUCUCAGCUCCCAUCUCUUGUUUGCUGGUGUUUCCCAGAGCAAAGUGGGCUGUUUCAGUUAUUGAUGGUGUGAUUUUUUGGGGGGGGAGGAUGAAGUCUCUGUGCAACCAACCUCUUCUUGGUUUUGUGCUGGAGAAUGUGAGCUGCUUCAUCUCGGAUGCUGACAGUUCUCUGAGCAAGAGGAAUGUCUCUUAGGCCAUUGCUUGUUUUCCCCCCGUUAUUCCAUGAUCGGAGGAAAGCAGCACAAGCAGGUAGCUGAGAUGCCUCGUAUGCUGCUGCAGAGCUGCCUUCGCAGGGCUUUUUGCACAGUAAAUAACCAAGUUCUGCACCGGAACAGAGUAUGAAGGAGCAUUAUUACCAUUUAAAGGGAUUUAAAGUAUUUAUUUGUUUUAUGUGUCGCUUAGUGCUUAAGGGCGGUAUGGGUAUCGAGCUCAGUUUCUCUUGGCUGCGUUAAAGAAACAAACGAUACGGUGAGAAAUGGUGUUUUAAAUGGUACUGAGAGCAACUGGCUGAUGGAGUGAGAGCGACACCAAGGGAGUGCCUUUAUGGAAAACCAGUUAUGAGCGUUGGUUGGCUUAAACCGCAGGGCUCGUGCGUGCCUGGCAGAACUGCAUGGCAUGAGGAGGGAAACAAAAUCCUGUCCUGUUUCAGAGAGUAAGACCUUUGCUGAGGUGUGAGCGUGUUCUCAGUGAGACGUGGCUGCCGUGCGUGGUCGUGGAUCCAAUUAGAUGUAAGUAAACCCUGGGAACUUCGGAGGAGUUUCAUUCACAAAUGAAGAUCGAUUUCCAUUCUUCGGACUGCGUCUUACCCUAUAAAUUAUCUCCCUCUAAAUUAGGUGUGGUGAAAGCUGAACAUUCCUUAAGGGUGGGUUUGGGGGGGACUCACGUAAAACUAUUAACUUAUUCCUGGAGACCAAUGCUGGCUGUACAAAACAUUAAAAUAAACUCUGCUAUAAUUCAGAAGGA
Molecule: messenger RNA, 2894 nt
Organism: Gallus gallus (chicken)
Lineage: Eukaryota; Metazoa; Chordata; Aves; Galliformes; Phasianidae
Gene: FBXO45
Product: F-box protein 45
Exons: 3
Coding region: 187-981 (264 amino acids)
Biological process (GO): synapse assembly involved in innervation; proteasome-mediated ubiquitin-dependent protein catabolic process
Cellular component (GO): SCF ubiquitin ligase complex; synapse
Molecular function (GO): protein binding
Source: RefSeq, a predicted model, not a curated record